CCCACGCGCUGUUGCCGUUGAUGCUUUUGCGAAUUUGUACUUCGUGUGUGCUCGUGUCGGCUCAUUUGUUCGUAUCGUCCGACGUUCACGUGCAAGUGUAUGUGUGUCUGUGCAAGUAUUUUAGCUCAUUUGCAGUUUUCCAUAGUGGCGCAGCGUCAAUCAAAAUCAAACGUUUGCCGCGUUUGGUUCGUCGUGUCGUUUCGUCUCGUGUGUGCUUGUGUUGUAUGCGAUUUUUUUCUAUCGCCGUGUUUCAAGUUAUAGCGCGCAAAUGCCACAAGAAAAAAUUCAAUUGAAUUUGCCAGCUUGUUACGCAUUUCCAAACAACGAAUUUUCCACAACAAUAAAAGUUGUAAAAGCAGCAGCAGCAACAUAAAGCGCAAAAAAAAACAGCAACAAGUCACACAAAUAACAACAAAUUGUUGCUGCUGCCUCGGUGGACUGGUUUAUGUAUUUUCUUCGCUCUCUUCUCGUGCUCGUGCUCGUGCUCGUCUAUUCGUGCGUGUUCGCGUCUUUGUCGGUGUGAGUGUACGUUUACGUGUAUUUGUGUGUGCAAAAUAACAACAACAUUUUCCACAGCUGUUUACAACUCAAAGCAUAUAAAAUUAUUAAACGCUAACAUGCAACUGCAACAGCAGUUGCCACAAGUGGCAACCCUUGCGCUACUCAAAUAAAAACCAAGUGCAACAUAAACAAUUCCAGGUGUUAAAUAACUCUAGUGUGCAAGCAAAGUAAAACAACAAUAAUAAUAACAACUUGAUGUAAAUAAACGAAAGCUGCAAUUUGUUGAGCAAUGGCGGCAGCUACAGUGAGCUCCCAUUUGGAGGCACCAGCGAACAAUGUGGAUUUGGGGUGUGGCAGUUGCGAUUACUACGAGAGCUGCGAUGCAUCGACGGCCACUGUGGACACCGAUGACACUAGCGAUGAGACAACAGCGAUACUUAUCGAUAACAGCACACAAACUGAGGAUGAUGAUGACGAUGAAGAAGAUGAAGAAGGCGGGAAUGGGGAAAUCGAAGAGGAAGCACAACGAAAAGAGACGGCAAGAUCGCCGUUGCCAAAAAUUUUGGAAGAGUUGGAAGUUGAAGCUGAUGCUGAAAGCGAAACGCCAAAUUGUAUACGAAACAAUCAGAAUCUAAAUAAUAAUAAAAGUGUUGACGAAGAGCAAGAUGAAGCUGUGGAAGUAAAAGAGGAAGCAGAAGAGGAGGAGGAGGAGGAGGAAGUGGAUCAUGUGGCUAGGCUAACUGGCUUGGCCCUAGAGAUGGGCUAUGCACGCAUUAUCGAUUACGAUAACUUUCGCAUCAUCGAGCACGUUAUCGAGAGCGACGAUGAGCCAGAUGCUGCUGCUGCUGCUGCUGCUGCUGCUGAUGACCACGCUGACGAAGAUGACAACGACGAUGAUGAUGACGAUGAAGAUGUGGUGGAUAAUGUAAAAGUGCCACAAGUUUGUCAGGAUUUGGUGGCUUUCAUCGAUGAAAGCUAUCAGUUAAUCGACAAGGCCGAAGGCAGCAAUGGAAAUGAAGCAACGCCAGCAGCGCAGCAGAAUGUGGUCGAUAACAACAAUAACAAUCGCAGCGGUACAGUGGAUCAACGCAUCACAAAGAGCACAGUACGUAAAGUUCAAAUUGCAAUCAACAAGUCCGAGGAAGCGAAACACCAACAACAACAACAACAGCAACAGCAACCAACGCCCACAACAUCCAAUAACGCUUUGAUUAAAGCAUACAAAUCGAAUCUAACGCCAUUGGCGCCGCCAUUUCAGCCAGCGGCACUCAAGUCGCAGCUGCAGCAGUCGCUGGUCGCCAGCAGCAGCAGCAACGGAAGCAAUGGCAGCAAUGGCAACUGCAGUUUGUCAAUGGCUACAACAACAGCGCUCAGCAGGAGCACGCUUUAUGCGGCAUAUGAGCAGACAACAGUUUAUUAUCAGCAGCAUGCUCAUUCCCCGCAACAUCCGCAACAACAACAGCAACAGCAACAGCAGCAGCAACAACAACAGCAGCAGCAGCAACAACAACAACAGCAACAGUUGUCGCCAAAGCAUCAGCAUUGUGCUCAACAUGGCGGCAUACCGCACAUUCAUCUGCAGUCAAACAAUGGAACACAACUGCUGCCCGUGCAAUUGAUUACAUUGACGCCAACGGCAACGGCUGCAACGGCCACAUCAGCAGCAACUGCUGCUGCUGCUGCUGCCGCUGUUGCUGCUGCAGGCGCCGCUGCCGCUUGGCCACUUGUGGAGGCGCCAAUUUACAUGGAUAUCAAUGGCGAGUAUCGCAGCUAUUGUCCGGCUCAUGGGCCGCCAGGCGCCAAUGGGCAACCAUUGCUGUCGCAUCACCAGCAGCAUCACACACAUCAUCAUCAUAAUCAUCAACAGCAGCAGCAGCAGCAACAGCAGCAGCAGCAGCAUGCACAUCACGCGCCACAUCAUCAUCAUCCACAUCUUCAGCAACAGCAACAUCAGCAGGAGCAGCAACUGAAUCUCGCGAAGCAACAUUUGACACCGUCGACGGCUGCGGCGGCUGUUGUAACAAAUGUUAAUGGAAAUAUCGGCCAGGCGGCAGCAACUGCGCCCCAAUUGCAACUCUUGCAAUUGGAAGCCGUUGUCCAGCAGCAACAGCAACAACAACAACAACAGCAACAGCCACCACAACAACGUCACCAACAACAACAGCAGCAACAACAACAACAACAACAACAACCAAUUGCUGUUGCUGGCAAACGCAGCAAACUUUAUCGAGGCCCAAUUCAAUGGUUUCUUAUAAAAGGGUAUUAUAGUUGCUGUCAACAGUAAAUAUAUUUUAG
Messenger RNA from Drosophila albomicans, 2796 nucleotides. RefSeq lists its product as uncharacterized. The record is from RefSeq and is a predicted model, not a curated record. The coding region runs from base 791 to 2785 and encodes 664 amino acids. The transcript is spliced from 3 exons. NCBI's taxonomy places the organism in Eukaryota, Metazoa, Arthropoda, Insecta, Diptera, Drosophilidae.